GAUGACCAGAUCCUUGGUACAAAAAUGAUUUACUUAUCAAAGCAAAUCAACACCCUUCGGCAGCAUGUUGAAGAAAACAAAUUGGAAAGACGAUCAGCUUGUUGGGAGGAAAUGGAUGAUAUCACUGACUUUCCAAACCUGGAUGAAGAGCAACUGAGGUCUCUGACAUGUGGCACGUACCAGCUGAAAUUAUCCCCAAGCUAUGCCCAGGAACAUAUUGAAGGAGAUUGUGCCAUUCAUGUCCACAAGGAGGAGCCAGGUCUAGUACGAAUCAGAAUGCAGAGUCGUCAUGUGUCAUCCAGGUCCUACCUUCUGUGGAUAAAGUAUGCAGAGGGUGCAAUAAUUGCAUGGUAUUGUAAGUGUAAGGCUGGUGCUCGUGUUGUUGGCAUGUGUGCACACAUUGCAGCCAUUCUAUGGUAUGUGGGGUAUGCACGGCACCAACCAGCGGGGCGAAUAGGUGUGCGUGAUUGGGGGGAGUUUCUGGAAGAUGCCACUUUGGUUGAUGAGUCUGAGAGUUCCAGUGAAGGCAGUGAAAUAGAAGAGUAAAACAGUUGUACCAGAGAAGAAGAUAUUGAUUGUUAAAAGAGAGAGAGAGAGAGAGAGAGAGAGAGAGAGAGAGAGAGAGAGAGAGAGAGAGAGAGAGAGAGAAGAUAUUGAUUGCAGAGAGAGAGAGAUAGAUUUUGUAUCAUCUUAUAAGUUGUUUUUAUUUCAAACAUCAUUAUUUCCUAUAUAUUCAACUUAUAUUUAUUUGGAAGAUUCCUUCAUCUCACUUUGUGAUCAUAAAAUGAUACAAUCAAUUAUUUUUAUAUUAACAUGAGUAAUUAAAACAAUUUUCAUACUCUUA
This is a messenger RNA of Ostrea edulis (European flat oyster), 844 nucleotides long. RefSeq lists its product as uncharacterized. The transcript has a single exon. The record is from RefSeq and is a predicted model, not a curated record. Lineage: Eukaryota; Metazoa; Mollusca; Bivalvia; Ostreida; Ostreidae. Gene Ontology annotation, molecular function: zinc ion binding. Bases 25 to 546 code for a protein of 173 amino acids.